Henningerozyma blattae CBS 6284 is the source of this 2340-nucleotide messenger RNA. RefSeq names its product TFIIH/NER complex ATP-dependent 5'-3' DNA helicase subunit RAD3 (gene RAD3). Gene Ontology annotation, molecular function: hydrolase activity, acting on acid anhydrides, in phosphorus-containing anhydrides; DNA helicase activity; ATP binding. Gene Ontology annotation, biological process: transcription by RNA polymerase II; positive regulation of mitotic recombination; nucleotide-excision repair. Gene Ontology annotation, cellular component: nucleus. The coding region runs from base 1 to 2340 and encodes 779 amino acids. The transcript has a single exon. Lineage: Eukaryota; Fungi; Ascomycota; Saccharomycetes; Saccharomycetales; Saccharomycetaceae. The record is from RefSeq and is a predicted model, not a curated record.
AUGAAAUUCUUUAUUGAUGAUUUACCUGUGCUCUUCCCAUAUCCAAAGAUAUAUCCGGAACAGUACCAAUAUAUGUGUGAUAUCAAAAAGACUUUGGAUGUGGGUGGUAAUAGUAUCUUAGAAAUGCCUUCCGGAACAGGUAAAACUGUAUCUUUGCUAUCUUUAACAAUUGCUUACCAAAUGCAUUACCCAGAGCAUCGAAAAAUUAUCUAUUGUUCUCGUACCAUGUCAGAAAUUGAAAAAGCCUUAGUAGAAUUAGAAAAUUUAAUGGAUUACAGAGAAAAGGAAUUAGGCGUCAAAGAAGAAUUUCGUGGUCUUGGUUUAACUUCCAGAAAAAAUUUAUGUUUGCACCCCCAAAUCAGUAAAGAAAAGAAAGGUACUGUGGUUGAUGAGAAGUGCCGUAGAUUAACAAAUGGCCAAAAUAAGCGAAUCUUAGAGAAUGAUCCAGAUGCAAAAGUGGAGUUAUGUGAUUAUCAUGAAAAUUUAUAUAAAUUGGACGUCGAAAAUUAUUUACCAAACGGUGUUUUUUCUUUUGAAAAACUAAUUAGAUAUUGUGAAGAAAGAACUUUGUGCCCCUAUUUUAUUGUACGUCGUAUGAUUUCGAUGUGUAAUAUUAUUAUUUAUUCUUAUCAUUAUUUAUUAGAUCCAAAAAUUGCAGAAAGAGUGUCAAAGGAAGUUUCAAAAGAUUCAAUUGUUAUAUUUGAUGAGGCACAUAAUAUAGAUAACGUUUGUAUCGAAUCCCUGUCGCUAGAUUUAACAAAUGAUGUACUGAGAAAGGCUUCUAAAGGUGCUACUACGCUAGCUGAAAAAAUUGAAGAAGUACGUGAAAUAGAUUCUUCAAAAUUACAAGACGAAUAUGAAAAAUUAGUAAAAGGAUUACAUGCUUCAGAUAUCUUAAAUGCUGAAGAAGAACCUGUUGUCGAGACACCAGUAUUGUCAGAGGAUUUAUUGACGGAGGCCAUACCGGGGAAUAUUCGUAGAGCUGAGCAUUUCGUUGCAUUUUUAAAGAGGCUGAUCGAGUAUUUGAAAACAAGAAUGAAGGUAUUACAUGUUAUUUCAGAAACACCAAAGUCAUUCUUACAGCAUUUGAAACAAUUGACAUUUAUUGAUAGAAAGCCCUUGCGAUUCUGUUCAGAAAGAUUAUCCCUUUUGGUAAGGACUUUAGAAGUAACAGAAAUUGAAGACUUUAAUGCAUUAAAGGAUAUUGCAACAUUUGCAACAUUAAUCUCAACUUAUGAAGAAGGGUUCCUUCUAAUCAUCGAACCAUAUGAAAUUGAAAAUGCAGCUGUUCCGAAUCCUAUAAUGAGAUUUACUUGUUUGGAUGCUUCGAUUGCAAUUAAGCCAGUUUUCGAAAGAUUCUCUUCUGUUAUUAUUACAUCUGGUACUAUUUCUCCAUUAGAUAUGUAUCCAAGAAUGCUAAAUUUUACUACUACUUUACAAAAAUCGUAUUCAAUGACAUUAACUAAAAAAUCUUUCUUACCAAUGAUUAUUACGAAAGGCUCAGACCAAGUUGCAAUUUCCUCCAGAUUUGAAAUCAGAAGUGAUCCAAGUAUAGUUCGUAAUUAUGGUUCAAUGCUAGUAGAAUUUGCAAAGAUUACACCUGAUGGUAUGGUAGUUUUUUUCCCCUCUUAUUUAUAUAUGGAGAGUAUUAUUUCGAUGUGGCAAACAAUGGGCAUAUUGGAUGAAGUUUGGAAACAUAAAUUAAUUUUGGUGGAGACUCCUGAUGCUCAGGAAACUUCUUUAGCCUUGGAAACUUAUAGAAAAGCAUGCUCUAAUGGUAGGGGCGCUAUCCUGCUGUCUGUUGCUCGUGGUAAGGUGUCUGAGGGUAUCGAUUUUGAUCACCAUUAUGGUAGAACUGUCUUAAUGAUAGGUAUUCCCUUCCAAUAUACUGAAUCCCGUAUUCUGAAAGCUCGUCUAGAAUUUUUAAGAGAAAACUAUCAAAUCCGUGAGAAUGAUUUUUUAUCUUUUGAUGCAAUGAGGCAUGCAGCUCAAUGCUUAGGUAGAGUUUUGAGAGGUAAAGAUGAUUAUGGUGUAAUGGUAUUGGCAGAUCGUAGAUUUUCAAGAAGAAGGAAUCAAUUACCGAAGUGGAUAUCUCAAGGUCUAUCUGAUGCAGAUUUGAAUUUAUCUACUGAUAUGGCUAUUGCAAACACAAAACAAUUUUUAAGAGCUAUGGCCCAACCAACAGAUCCAAAGGAUCAGGAGGGUGUUUCUGUCUGGAAUAAUGAAGAAUUAGUUCAAUUCCAACAGGAACAGCAGAAGAAAAAAGGUAAUUUUGAGAGAACUUCCCAGGAAAACGGCAAGACAGAGGAGGACGAUGACGAUGAUAUCGAGAUGUCUUAA